Molecule: messenger RNA, 1981 nt
Organism: Salarias fasciatus (jewelled blenny)
Lineage: Eukaryota; Metazoa; Chordata; Actinopteri; Blenniiformes; Blenniidae
Product: serine/arginine repetitive matrix protein 1-like
Exons: 3
Coding region: 395-1138 (247 amino acids)
Source: RefSeq, a predicted model, not a curated record
CCACCAUUGGAAUUGGAGCGAUGUCAAUGUCAUCUGAUGUUGUUUCAGAGAAACUUUCAGAGAGAAAGUGUCUGAUUUUAUCUCUGCCUCCACCGUUAAUCAUAAAUCUGAAUAGUGCAGAGAGAAAAAAGUGCGUUUGGCCUCAGAUCAGAGGUGAAAAAAAAAUUGUACUUUCCUUGUUUCUGUUAGUCACAGGAGACUGGAUGUUCCAUUGAAACACAACUCCGAAACUGACAAAAAACAGUCUGACACGAACAGAAAAGAGAAACUGAACGACGACCACAGAAUCAAGAAGAAGCACGCUGAAGACACCGGGGUUGAAAAACACCCGGAGGACCUACAAAAUGAGAAACAUGUCCGAGAAAUCCAAAAAGAGAAACGAGCACCUGCAGAAAUGGAAAACAAGAAACAGAAACCUGCGCAGGAACCACAGAGCGAGAAACGGAACCGGUCAGAACCGAGGAAAGAAAGGCCUUCAGAGGACACGAAGAAGACACGACACGUGGACGAGGUGAGGAGGGAGAAGCCGAGCGAGGAGCUGAAGAGACACGGCGGUGGAGACGACGCCAAGAGGGACAAACACAGAGAGGAGAAGCCGAUCAGCACGUUUCAGCGAGAGAGGCCGACGUCCGAAGCCCAGAAAGAAAAAGCUGCUGACGUCCACAGGCCCAUAUUCGAAAGGCGAGGAGUGCUGGACAGCAGCGUUCUGUACCCCACCCGCUUCCCCUCCCCUCCCCGGCCCGCCCGGCCUCCUCCGCCCGUCAAACGCCCGUCUGUGGAUGCGAAGAGAGACAGGAAGGACGGUAAAGACUCUUCCUCCCGACCUCCUCGGCCCAGCCCGGCCUCUCCGCAGGCAAAGAGGCCGUCAGUGGAAGUAAAGAAAGAAAGGUCAGGAGUGGUUAGGUGCAUGCCUGGAAAUGAAAGGAGGGUUUUAUUUAAAAAAAAAAAAAAAAAAAAAAAGACUCAUACGAAUGCUGAUUUCCACAUCAGGAAAGCUCCGGCGGACCCAAACGCUCCAGUCGCUCGCACUCCGUUCCUCCUCCAUCCUCCUCCUCAGAGGUCAGGCUCUGUCCGCUCACCUGCAUGCAGCGUUGUGACGUUCACGCUUGUGAUGCUCAGAGAUGUUUCCCUCGUUUAGAAAGGAGCCUCCUGACCCCAACGCCCCCCUCCCUCCACUCCCCCUCCACCUCCACCCCCCUCCUCCUCCUCCCAAGAGACCCUCUCUGGAUGGGAAAAAGGAGAAAGACAGGUCUGGAUCAGUUGAGUCCUCCUUGCAGACUGCAUGUUCUCACUGCCUGGACGUGUUCCCGAAAAUAACCCCGAGCCUCACGUCGGGUUUCCCCUCCACGCUCUGAAUCCUUGUGUUGUUUGCCACAGCAGGAAGGCAUCAACAGACUCCAAGCCCCCUCCUGAGAAAAAGCCAUCAGAUCACGUUAAGAAAGACAGGUCUGGGCUCCGGAAAGUAUUUGGUAUUUCACUGAUCCGUGAAAAAUGCUGCUUUAUUCAAAACAAUGCAGCGUCGUAUUAAUAUGUCACCGUUUGCAUUCGCAUAUCAAGCUGGGUUUAGAUGUUUUUCCCUUCGGUACCAAAGCUGUUUUCUCCCCGCAGGAAAGAUUCGGUGGACGGCAAAGUGAAUAAAAAACACUCGGAUGAGGCAAAAAGAGACAGGUGUGCCAGUCCCAGCAUGAAAAUGAAUGCUUGAGCUCUUCACAAACUCGUCUGCUGGUUCUCGCUGCAUGAGGAUGUGUGUGGAUUAUACUGACCGCCACCGGAUCAGCAUCAGAAUCAAAUGCACAUGUUUCCUUUUGUCAGGAAAGAUUCAUCUGACUCUAAGCCACCCCCUCCCAAAAAGCCCAAUUUGGAGGUGAAAAAAGAAAAACCCAGGUCUGCAGAUGCCAGGAAACACAAUCCACAUCACGACAUGAAGCUGAACACGUAUCUUUUCUUCCCUUAAACAAACAUGGGUGUCGGUGCGAUGUUG